Messenger RNA from Puccinia graminis f. sp. tritici CRL 75-36-700-3, 347 nucleotides. RefSeq lists its product as uncharacterized. The coding region runs from base 1 to 204 and encodes 67 amino acids. The record is from RefSeq and is a predicted model, not a curated record. NCBI's taxonomy places the organism in Eukaryota, Fungi, Basidiomycota, Pucciniomycetes, Pucciniales, Pucciniaceae. The transcript has 2 exons.
AUGUUUGCCUUUUCAACCGUCACCUUGGUCGCCAUCAUGGUCGGUCUGUUUCAAUUGCAGUCCGGGACCGCCUCGCCGACGCCCCAAUUCGUUCCUGGGCCGUAUGGUCCGAUGCCGGUCGGCUACGGAGCCGCUCCCAUUGGGAGACCGGUGCCUGUGGUCCAACAAUUCCCCGGCCAGCCUCCUAUGGUCCGUUAUUACUAAGCUUUCACUACGUUCUUCCCUCGGAGCGCUGGGAAACGAUCGAUUGGCACAUGUAUUCGCUUCUUCAUUGAGCUUCAUCAUUGGUUCGACCCUCUUUUCUGGUGACCCCCCUCCAUUAAACAUAACCUCUACACGCCGUGUCG